CGUGCUUUUAUGUUGAAAGGGUGAAUGACCGUUAACAGCCGUUAAUCAGUUUAUGUCCCGAUAAAAACCUCAGCUGGUGUAAAAAUGAACAACCAAUAUUCACUUAAUAAUAUUGACAGCCUCCUCUUUCAGUAUGCUCUAAAAAAUCGGGAGCUUUCCCAAAAGAAGAAUGAAAUCAACCAACAAAUUAAAGUGUGUAGAGCUGAUAUUGCUGAGCGGAGGUCUUACAUUGAGACAAUGCACAGAGAUAAAAAGAAACUUGAGGAAGAAAUCAGGGUUAAACAGAGCACUGUUAUGCAUAAUAAAGCAAAUGCAAAAAGCAUGAAGACGACUAACAGCCAGCUGCUUCAGUAUGAGCAGACACUGAAAGCAGAACUGGAGAGCAUAAAAACCAGCUACAACCGUGACAUGGAAGCCUACGAAGAGAGAAUUACAAGCUACAAGAAGACAUUCCAGACGCAUAAAGACUUUUAUUGCCAAAAUCCUGUUGCUCAAAUGCUCCUCACGCUGCAGGCUGAAAAAGAGGAGAUUGAGUGUAGAAUCAAGGCUUGUGAUGAUCAAAUAACAAUAAAACAGAAGGAGCUGGACCAUCUCACUGGCUCAGCAGUCGAUUCAUCUUCCACCGAGGAACUACCAGACAGCGUGCCUGGCCAACAAGCCUCAGCAGGACCAGAGAAACAAUUAGAUCCUCAGACAGAGGAGGAAUGUAAUUCUUCCAUUGACAUCUCUUCUCUUCAACUCAACCAUACAGAGGAUGAUCACAAAACUUCUGAAGAGGUGAACGCUGAGGAAAUUCCUGAGGAAAACGAAGUCUGUAGUAUAUUGGAUACUACGGAUUGCAGCAAUUCCCAAGAGGAAGAAAGCAAUGAGCUUUGGUCAAGUCGUCCAUUGGAUGGUAAGGGAGGGAAGUCUGUGUGUGUUUCAGUUGAUACCAACAUUUUACACACCAGAUGCCAUGUUUGGAUAUUUAUGUUAACCCUCUGGAGUCUCCAAAAGCACCAAAUCCAGACUUCUUCACCACAUCCAGACUAGAAAACAAAGCAGCGU
Molecule: messenger RNA, 1047 nt
Organism: Centropristis striata (black sea bass)
Lineage: Eukaryota; Metazoa; Chordata; Actinopteri; Perciformes; Serranidae
Exons: 8
Coding region: 85-1032 (315 amino acids)
Biological process (GO): homologous chromosome pairing at meiosis; oogenesis; meiotic DNA double-strand break processing involved in reciprocal meiotic recombination
Cellular component (GO): central element
Source: RefSeq, a predicted model, not a curated record